Fomitiporia mediterranea MF3/22 is the source of this 900-nucleotide messenger RNA. RefSeq names its product NAD-binding protein. The record is from RefSeq and is a predicted model, not a curated record. Lineage: Eukaryota; Fungi; Basidiomycota; Agaricomycetes; Hymenochaetales; Hymenochaetaceae. The transcript is spliced from 3 exons. Gene Ontology annotation, cellular component: intracellular anatomical structure. Gene Ontology annotation, molecular function: oxidoreductase activity, acting on NAD(P)H, oxygen as acceptor. The coding region runs from base 1 to 900 and encodes 299 amino acids.
AUGGCUAACUCGACUCAGAACAGCUCCGCCACUCCUACUCCUCUCGUUGGCGUUGAAGCAGCCGUGCGUGCUGCAGCAGAUCCAACCAUCUCUCCGAUACCCACGUUGCUACAGAAGGAGUUCUCCCUUGAAGGAAGAGUCGCUAUCGUCACUGGUGGUCGCCGAGGACUUGGACUCGAAAUGGCUGCAGCACUUGCAGAAGCUGGUGCAACUGUAUACUGUCUAGCAGCCAGUGAAGCGCCGACCGAAGACUGGUUGGCAACCCAAGCAUACAUCUCUAAGCUCAGCCUCGUGAAGAGCGCCCGUCUCGAAUAUGCUCGGGUGGACGUCUCUAAUCAGACUGCAGUUUGGGAAGUCAUAGAAGCGAUUGCUAAGAGGGAAGGACGACUCGAUAUUUGCGUUGCGAGCGCCGGUAUUGCAGAAUUCGUGCCGUGCCUUGAUAUGACUGCGGACCAAUACGAAAGGAUCAUGAACGUCAAUGUGAAUGGCCUGUUCUACACUGCACAGGGAGCCGCAAGGCAAAUGAAGAGACUUGAAACACCGGGGAGCAUAGUGCUUGUGACAUCUGCAGCGGGAAGCGCCGCGGUGCGGGGAAUUCCAGUCGCAGCGUAUAGUGUAACAAAGGCCGCUGGUAUCCAAAUGGCGCGCUCUCUAGCAUGCGAACUCGGACUGUAUGGAAUCAGAGUGAACUCUCUGUCGCCAGGAUAUUUCCCAACAGAUAUCCAUUCUAAUAUCGAGGGUAUGGACGAAAUGCAUGAGUUCUGGAAAUCACAAAAUCCACCUGGACGAGCUGCAAAACCCGCAGAGUUAAGAGGAGUUAUCGCAUGGCUAGCGUCCGACACAUCGUCAUUUUGCACAGGAAGCGAUAUAAUUGUAGAUGGUGGACACCGUGCUUGGUGA